AUGGCAACCUCAAGCAAUGACGAGGACUAUCAUCUCCAGUAUGCCUUGCAACUUGCAAGUGCAUCAACUCUGCCUAUGGUAUUCAAAGCCGCAACAGAAUUAGGUGUGCUUGAAAUCAUAGCAAAAGCUGGUCCUGGUGCCUUGCUCUCAGCUUCACAAAUUGCCUCUCAACUUCCCACUCAAAACAACCCAGACGCCCAUCUUGUGCUAGACAAAAUCCUAUGCCUUCUUGCUAGCCACUCUAUUCUCACUUGUUCUCUGGCUACCAAGAACCAGGAUAGCCAGGUUCAGAGGACAUAUGGGUUAGCACCUGUAGCCAAAUACUUUAUCAAGAACCAAGAUGGAGGAUCAUUGAGUCCCAUGUUAUCUAUGAUUCAGGACAAAGUCAUAACGGAUCUCUGGGGGAAUCCGUUUGACAAGGCUCAUGGGAUCAAUGUUAUGGAGUAUCUUAAAAAGGAUACCAGGUUUGGUGAACUAUUCGGUUCCUCCCUGAAAGGCUUAAACCCCAUAUUGAUGAAGAAAAUUUUGGAGACAUAUGAUGGUUUUCAAGGUCUAAAAACCUUGGUGGAUGUGGGUGGUGGCACUGGUUCUAUCCUUAACAUGAUCAUUUCUAAGUAUCCUGCACUUAAGGGUAUCAACUAUGAUUUGUCCCCAGUUAUAGAAAACUCACGAUCCUAUCCAGGUAUUGAGAGUGUUGCAGGGGACAUGUUCGAAAACAUUCCAAACGGAGGAGAUGCCAUUUUCAUGAAGUGGGUAACCCAUAACUGGGAUGAUGAGCAGUUGCUAAAACUGCUAAAGAAUUGUCAUGAAGCUUUACCGGACAAAGGAAAAGUGAUAGCAGUGGAUAUGGUAGUUCCUGAAAGACCUGAAACCUGUGCUGCAGAUAAAAGCUUCCUGCAGUUUUAUUUGUACAUGACAAGCAUGAAUCCACAGCUAAAGGAAAGGACAGAAAAAGAAUUUGAAUGCUUGGCUAAACAAGCUGGAUUUUCUCAUAUUCGAGUUGCUUGUCGUGCUUGUAAUUUCUCUGUAGUGGAGUUCAUUAAAAAUAACUGA
Messenger RNA from Dovyalis caffra, 1053 nucleotides. The record is from the annotation of a GenBank genome assembly. Lineage: Eukaryota; Viridiplantae; Streptophyta; Magnoliopsida; Malpighiales; Salicaceae.